GCAGCUCUCACUGCCCCGGUUCUGCUGCAGCUCUCACAGCCCCUACAGCUCCUGCAGCCCUCACUGCCCCUGCAGUUCCUGCACAGCCCCGGGAGCGCCAGGACAAUGCUGCCCCGAGAGCUCCUGUCCCUGCUCACGCUGCUCUGUGCUUUCAGACUUUCUGCCUCUGUGGUGGAUGAAGACGAUGACUACGAGCUCAUGUACGUGAAUCUGGAUAACGAAAUCGAAGGUCCAGCCCCUGCGGCUGAGGAAGCUGCUUCGUGCGACUGCCAGCGGGAGCACAGCAAGUGGGACAAGCUGUUCAUCAUGCUGGAGAACUCGCAGAUGAAGGAGAACAUGAUGCUGCAGGCUCUGGACGAGCUGCCCAGGCUGGAGCUGCAGACCCUGAGGGCAGAGCUGAGCCAGCUGGCCACCACCCUGGCGGGCACUGUCACCACCGCCACCUCGCGCGUGGCGUCCCAGGUGGAGCAGGCACUGCUGAGGAGCAGGGACCAGGCCGAGCAGGCCCGGAGGCUGCAGGAGUCGGAGCAAGGGAAGGUUCUGGAGCACGUCCUGCAGCUGAGCCACAACGUGUCGGCGAGGCUGGGCUGGCUGGAGAGCGCCUGGCACGGCAGGGCCGAGGAGCAGGCACAGCACACAGCCCUGCAGCAGGACAAACAGCAUGGCAGCAGAGGGGACAGCCCCAUCCUGAGCUCCCUGUGGAAGGAGCUGCAGCAGACCCGGGCUGAGCUGAGGGCGUCACAGCAAUGGGCAGCUCAGCACCUGCUGCCAGCAGGCUGCGAAACCGCGAUCCUGUUCCCCAUGCGCUCGAGGAAGAUCUUUGGCAGCGUGCACCCGACCUCUGCGAUGACCCUGAGCUCCUUCACCGCCUGCAUCUGGCUCAAGGUGACCGAGGCCCUGGACAAAACCAUCGUGUUCUCCUACGGAACCAGGUUCAACCCCUACGAGAUCCAGCUGUACCUGAGCCGCGCCUCGGCCGUGCUGGCCGUGGGCAGCGCCCAGCACAAGCUGGCUGCCACCAACGUGGUGGUUCCCGGCAAGUGGCUGCACCUGUGCGGCUCCUGGAGCUCGGAGAACGGAUCUGCGUCGCUGUGGGCACAGGGGGAGCUGGCAGCCAGCGCCUGGCACGUGGCUGGGGCUCACACCAUCCCUGACGGGGGCAUCCUGCAGCUGGGCCAGGAGAAGAACGGCUGCUGCGUGGGAGGAGGCUUUGAUGAAGCUCUGGCCUUCUCGGGGAAGCUGACUGGCUUUAACCUGUGGGACAGAGUGCUCAGCCCCGCCGAGGUGACAGCCCAGAGCACGGGGGACACCUGUGGCACCCGGGGCAACGUGGUGGGCUGGGGGGUGACCGAGGUGCUGCCCCACGGAGGGGCCCAGUACGUGUCCUAAAGCUGGGGCUGCACGGGGACGGAUUGCGCAGAGCUGAACAGCCAGAGCUGCAGCAGCCCCUGCCUCUGGAAUCCCCAAGGAACAGCAGCCCUGCAAGCUCACAGAAGGAGGCACUGUGGAGAUGGGGUGGAUCUCUGCCUGCUGCCCUGGAGAAACCCCGAAAACACAGCCACACACCAAGGGGUGGCACUGGAAAGCUGCUCCUGGGGCCAGGCAGCUCUGUCUCUCCAGUGCAGGGUUUCUGAUGUAUAAAGUGAGGGUCACCAUGGACACUCAGGAGCCAAAUGGAGCUCCCAACAUCCCUGCUGAGGAAAAUCUGACCUGGCUCUGCAAAACACAGCAGCUGUGGCUGCCCCUGCAUCCCUGGCAGUGCCCAAGGCCAGGUUGGACAUUGGGCUUUGGAGCAACCUGGGACAGUGGAAAGUGUCCCUGCUCAUGGCAGGGGGCGGGACUGGAUGAGCUUAAAGGCCCAUUCCAACCCAAACCAUUCCAGGCUCCCUCCAAUCCUUGGGUUCUAUAGUGUUAAUGUGAAUUUUACAGAGGAAGCGCCCAAAUCAAGAAAUGUGUUGUCUAUUAAUCAUUGUUAGUAAUGUGUAGGCUCUAAGAAGGCUAGUUCCUUGUUUAAAGCAUUAUUUAUGCCAUGGAUUGAUAUAAAAAUAAUAUUCCCCAUCAUAAUCUGACGUGACAUUGGGAGGAAAUGCAGCUGUAUUAUAUUGUACAUUGACUUUGUGAUAAUUUUAUUGAAAUUAUUUUUGUAAAGUUGUUUUGUAAAUAAAGAUACUUUACUAGA
This is a messenger RNA of Melospiza melodia melodia, 2179 nucleotides long. It is a transcript of the gene PTX3, whose product is annotated as pentraxin 3. The transcript has 3 exons. Gene Ontology annotation, molecular function: complement component C1q complex binding. Bases 106 to 1389 code for a protein of 427 amino acids. Gene Ontology annotation, biological process: innate immune response; host-mediated suppression of viral proces. Lineage: Eukaryota; Metazoa; Chordata; Aves; Passeriformes; Passerellidae. The record is from RefSeq and is a predicted model, not a curated record.